AUGUUUAACGCCGCAUCAAGAUUGAUAACUGCUUUGGGCCUGAGAGAGGAAGCCGAUGACGCAGAGAAACAAAACGAGGAUGAGCAGUUGCCAUCAAUAAUAACGACAGAUGACCCCUCGGAUUCUUCCGACAAUCCUCCUACUCAGUUUCCCCUCCCCGGUAGUCCUCAACGCAUUCGUAGUCCGCUGACACCGCUUCAAAGGGCGUCUCAACAAAGACGAAAAGUUGCUCUUGAGCCUGGCCAUUCCGCUUUAGAUUGGGCCAGGUUAAAGUCUUCGGGAGUGGACCUUACGGACGGUGCAAGAGGAAUGAAGAAGAUCACUAUGGAAGAAGUGCAGCGUCAUCGGACAAGAACUGAUGCGUGGACUGUAUUAGGCGGUAAGGUGUAUAAUAUCACGCCGUACUUGAAGUUUCACCCUGGAGGUGUUGGAGAAAUAAUGCGUUGUGCUGGAAGAGACGGAACGGUUUUGUUUAUGGAAAUACAUUCGUGGGUUAAUUACGAACUGAUGCUAGAUAAAUGUCUCAUUGGAUAUCUCCUUGGGGACAGUGCAAAACUGCUAACUUAA
Paraglomus occultum is the source of this 567-nucleotide messenger RNA. The record is from the annotation of a GenBank genome assembly. NCBI's taxonomy places the organism in Eukaryota, Fungi, Glomeromycota, Glomeromycetes, Paraglomerales, Paraglomeraceae.